GACCUUUCUAUGGUAAAAAUAAUAAUUUCCCAUCAAAGAUAAAAAGUUUCCCAAUGAGCCUUUUCCGCAGCCUUCACCGCCACCAACCAAACCCUUAUAAACCCCCCCCUCCCCCUAAAUCACCCACUAUUGAAAAUGACCACCAGCCUUCCACCUUCCUCCUCCUCCUACUCCACCACUUCCACGACCAACUAAAUACUCCCAUUUCCAUACCCAAAUCAGAAUCCUUAUCCUAAAAUUCCCAUAUUUCCUUGUUCCCUAAAAGCAACGAGGACAAAUGUCAAACCUCGACAACAUUCCUUCCACUCCAGGCAAAAACAAACCUGACAAAUCUUUCCGUUUCCAUUCCUCCGCCGCCUCCUCCUCUCUUACCAAACUAACUCUUUAUUCCACCCUUUUCCUUUCCCUCCUCCUUAUCCUCCUUCUCCUCUCCUCUCCUUCCUCCACCCCAUCCCCAGGCUGGCACCUCUCCACCGGGACCCACCGGACCCCAAUCUCUCUUCCCCACAAACUAAUCCACAAAUCGGCCCGUCCUCGCUCAACCACUGGCCACACCGUCCUUGUCACUGGCGCUGCUGGCUUCGUCGGAAGCCACGUUUCCCUCGCCCUCAAACGCCGUGGCGACGGUGUCCUUGGCCUCGACAACUUCAACCAUUACUAUGAUCCUACCCUCAAAAGGGCACGCCAAAAAUUACUGGAAAAAGCUGGGGUUUUUAUCGUUGAAGGCGACAUCAACGACGAGGGUCUUAUCCAACAACUCUUCGACGCCGUUUUGUUCACUCACGUAAUGCAUUUAGCAGCCCAGGCAGGUGUUCGUUACGCUAUGCAAAAUCCAGGGUCUUACAUUCAUAGCAACAUUGCUGGGUUCGUGAACUUAUUGGAAGUUUCGAAAUCAGCAAACCCGCAACCGGCGAUUAUCUGGGCGUCUUCGAGUUCGGUGUAUGGUUUGAAUUCUAAGGUACCCUUCUCAGAAAAAGAUAGAACUGAUCAACCUGCGAGUUUAUAUGCUGCUACAAAGAAAGCUGGUGAGGAAAUUGCUCAUACUUAUAAUCAUAUUUACGGGCUUUCAAUAACUGGAUUGCGGUUUUUCACGGUUUAUGGACCCUGGGGUCGGCCUGAUAUGGCGUAUUUCUUUUUCACUAGAGAUAUAAUGAAAGGUAAAACGAUUACUGUAUAUGAAUCGGGAGACAAGGGUAGUGUGGCUAGAGAUUUUACUUAUAUUGAUGAUAUAGUGAAAGGGUGUUUAGGAGCAUUGGAUACGGCAAAGAAGAGCACCGGAAGUGGGGGAAAGAAGAAAGGGGCAGCGCAAUUGAGGAUCUUUAAUUUGGGGAAUACUUCACCAGUACCUGUGAGUAGGCUGGUGAGUAUAUUGGAGAAGAUUUUAAAGGUAAAAGCUAAGAAGAAAGUAGUGCCAUUGCCAAGAAAUGGGGAUGUGGAGUUUACGCACGCCAAUAUUACCUUAGCUAUGAGAGAACUUGGGUAUAAGCCCACAACUGAUUUGGAGUCAGGGUUGAAGAAGUUUGUGAGAUGGUACCUCAGUUUUUAUUUGGGUUCAAAGAAGAAGAGUUCUUGGGUAAUGUUCCAUGAGGAACCGUUUUACUUGUCGGCUGGGCAUUUUCUCUCAGACAUUAUACCCAAUUUGUGGUGAUGGGAAACUAGCUGCAUUGUAAUUGUUCUUCCACAUGUUGGAAGCUUCUUUUAGCAGUUUAAGCAUUGUACAGUUCAUGACUGAUAGAUCAAAAAGAUGUUCUGAUUGCUGGGUCAUUUUUCACUCAACCUUACAGUUAUCUCAAUAAAUCAGUGUCUGUUGCAAUCUGCUUUUGAAUGAUAUUAUUUUUUGUCUGUUGAAUUCCCUUGGUUUUGCCUGCCCAGUUUUGGUUGGAAUAUCUUGGAGAUGGA
Molecule: messenger RNA, 1899 nt
Organism: Durio zibethinus
Lineage: Eukaryota; Viridiplantae; Streptophyta; Magnoliopsida; Malvales; Malvaceae
Product: UDP-glucuronate 4-epimerase 5-like
Source: RefSeq, a predicted model, not a curated record